Molecule: messenger RNA, 942 nt
Organism: Nakaseomyces glabratus
Lineage: Eukaryota; Fungi; Ascomycota; Saccharomycetes; Saccharomycetales; Saccharomycetaceae
Gene: HSP30
Product: Hsp30p
Cellular component (GO): endoplasmic reticulum; plasma membrane
Source: RefSeq, a predicted model, not a curated record
AUGGUUGAUAUCUUUACGGACGUCAUACAGAACAAGGGCGGUAACAGGGCCAUCAGCGUCAACCCACCUCACGACCUAGAUUUCCACAUCACUAAGCGUGGUUCUGAUUGGUUAUGGGCUGUGUUCGCAUGCUUCGGUCUGUUGAUGGUCGUUUACAUCUUUUUAUUCUUCAUUGCUGAAUUGAAGGGUUCCCGUAUCACCCGUUACGCUAUCGCUCCUGCCUUCUUAAUCGCCAUGUUCGAGUUUUUCGGCUACUUCACAUACGCUUCUAAUUUGGGUUGGACUGGUGUACAAGCAGAAUUCAACCACGUUACUGUCGACACUCCAGUCACUGGUUUGGUACCAGGUGUGAGACAGAUAUUCUACUCCAAAUUCUGUGCUUGGUUCCUAUCAUGGCCAUGUCUAUUGUUCUUGAUUGAACUGGCCGGUAUCGGUACUACUUUGAACCCAGGUGAGGAGAUCUCUGCUUUGGAUUUGAUCCACUCCCUAUUGGUUCAAAUGACUGGUACUUUGUACUGGGUCGUCGCUUUGCUGGUUGGUGCUUUGAUCCACUCUACUUACAAAUGGGGUUACUUCACCUUUGGUGCUGCCGCCAUGCUUGUCGUGCAAGGUAUCCAAGUCAGAAGACAAUUCUUUGUCUUGAAGACUAGAGGUUUCACUGCUUGUCUAUUGAUCUUGUCCAUGUUGAUCGUUUGGGCUUACUUCAUCUGUUGGGGUGUGUCUGAAGGUGGUAACAAGAUUCAACCAGACUCCGAAGCUAUCUUUUACGGUAUCUUGGACUUGUGUAUCUUUGGUAUCUUGCCAGCUUACCUAGUUUUCAUUACGAACCACUACGGUCUAUGGCCAAGCUUUAAGCUAACCAAAUCUGGGGAACAAGAAAUGUACCCAGAAAAGGUUGAAGACCCUGAAUCUGUGAGAGCUUCUGGUGAAACUGCUAUCUGA